Molecule: messenger RNA, 8633 nt
Organism: Rattus norvegicus (Norway rat)
Lineage: Eukaryota; Metazoa; Chordata; Mammalia; Rodentia; Muridae
Gene: Zfp958
Product: zinc finger protein 958
Biological process (GO): regulation of DNA-templated transcription
Cellular component (GO): nucleus
Source: RefSeq, a predicted model, not a curated record
GUGGUGGUGGUGGUGGUGGUGGUGGUGGUGAUGGUGUGGUGUUUGCUUUCAGUUUUUUGAAUCAGGGCUGUUUUGUGUAGCCUAGUCUUUCCUGAAACUCAUUGUAUAGACCUGAUUGGUCACAAAGUCGGAGUUCCACCUGCCUCUUCCUCCCUGGUGUAGGGAUUGAAGGCCUGUGCCACCAUGCCUGGUCUCUGUAUUUAGUUUUUUACUGGAAGACCUGUCUGUUGUUGAGACUGGGAUAUUGAAUCUCCCAUUGCUAGUGCAUGCUAUUUAAGCUGCAGAAGUGUUUCUUUUACAAUGGGGCGGGGGGUGCUGUUAUGUUUGGGGCGUAGAUAUUAAGAAUUGAAAUGUUAGGUUCUUAGAACUUUUUUAGUUUGAAGAGUAUAUACUGUCCUUUUUUGUUUUUGUUUGAAGUCUAUUUUGUGUAUUGAAAUGGCUAUACCAGCUUCAUUCUUACUUCCAUUUCCUUAGACUAUCGUUUUCCUCUCCUUACCUUGAGGCAUUGUCUGUCCUUGAUGUUUCUGUUAUAUAACAGGAGGGUGGAUCCUGUUAGCUCCGUUCUGUUAGCUGUGGCUUUUCAUUGGUGGAUUAAAGUCAUUGAAAUGAAGGGAUAUCAGUGAGCAGUGAUCUAUUAUUCCAAGGAUUUCCCUGGUGGUGGUGGUCGUGGAAUGUGUGCGAUUUCUUUCCGUUUUGCUGAUACUGUGAGAUUAUUUAUGUCGUGUGUUUUCAUUUGUAGAGCUAACUUCCUUGGGUUGCAUAUUUUUCUUCUAGCACCUUGUAUAGGGGGUAUAUUUGCAGGUAGAUAUUGUCAAAUUUGACUUUAUUCACAGUGUCUUUUUUUCACCAUCUUUGGUGACUGAAAAAUUUCUGGGUAUAAUAAUCAGGGCUGGCUUCUGUAGUUUCUUACUCUGCAGCACAUGUAUCCAAGCUCUUCUGGUGUUUAGAGUCUGCAUUGAGAAGAUGGGUGUAAUCCUAGUAGGUAUGCCUUUAUAUGUUCAAAGUAUUUUCUGGUUCUUUGAGCUGGUGUUCUUCUUCUUCCUGUAUUCCUAUUAUUCAUAGUUUUUGUCUUGUCAUAAUGUGCCACAACUCCUGGAUGUUCCGACCAUGGAAUGUUUAUGCUUGACAUUUUCUUUGAUGUAUUCAUUCCUUCUAUUCUAUCUUUAAUGUCCAAGAUUCUACCAUCUCUAUUCUCUGGGUGAAUUUUGCCUCUGCAGUCCUAAAAUUUUCAUUUCCAGGAUUUCCUCGGUGUGUGUUUUCUUUAUUGCUUCUAUUCCCGUUUUUUGGUCUUGAACUAUUUUAUGUGUUUCCUUCAAGUGUCAUUGUUUGUGUUUUCCUUUAUUUCUUUAAUGAAUUCAUGUAUUUCCUCUUUAGGGAUCCUAUCAUUUUCAUAUAGUUGGUUUUAAGGUUUUUUUAUUGUGCUUUCAGCCAUGUGGGCACAUUCAGGACUUGCCGUGGUAUGAUAACAUGGCUCUGUUGGUGAAAUAUUUCUCUGGCUUUUAUUGAUUAUGUUCCUAUUCUGGUGUCUAGACAUCUGAGAUUGGGGUGAUUAUAGGUCUUGGUGCUAAUUUCUCUGUUUGUCUUGUUUGGGUGGGAGUUUUUUCCCCCUGGGUUUCUUUCUGUUUGCUCUCUGAAUUUUCUGAAAGUCGAUUUGCUGAGUAUUACCUCGUUUACUGACCUAGUUGGUGGAUGUGUGCCAAGGGGAAUGCUUACUAGUGUUGGGGGCUGGGGAAUAGGAGCCAUGGAGAGAUAAUCUUAGCAAUCUACUCGAGGUUUAGACACAGGAGAGGGGAAGCUGCCUCUGGUGUUCUGUUCCAGUGCUUGCAGCAACUGUGAAAAUUUGGUCUGGAGUAACAGAUAGUCUGGUCGAUCUCUGGACAGCCUGCCUACCUGGUCUUCUGGCAGGAUUAUCAGAUGGUUAAAACUUUCUCAUAUAUUUUUGUCUCUGUGGCCUAAUUAGCUUUAGUUUCUCAACAUUUCAGAGCCUACAGUCAUGUGAGGGAGCCCCCCUCAGUUGAAGGUGUGCCCCCAUCAGAAUGUCUUGUUGCUGCGUCUGAGAGAUUAUGUUGGUUGAUGAUUGAUGCGGAAAGAAUCUUCUACUGAAGGUGGCAAUGUCUGUAAGCAGGUGUGCCUGGGUUGGAUAGGAAAGUUGCCUGAGCGUGAGACAGUGAGCACACCAGAGAGCAAGCCAGGAAGCAGUUUUUGCCCAUUUUUCUAGCAUGAGUUUCAAUUCUAGGCUCAAAAGUGACGGACUGUGAUCUGACAGAAGCAUCCAGAAAAAAAAAAAAACUGUUUAUCAGCUGUGAUGCUUUUGCUUAGAGGAUUCCGUCACAGCAGCACAGUAACAAGUUAGAACCACAACCACAAAAUAAUAUGUAAAAAGGGAUUUUGCUGCCGGAGAGAAACUUGAAGUGUUCUCUUUUGGAAGAGUGUCAAAGAUGUUAGAAAUUAAGGUGACCAAUGACAUGAAAGGCUGUACACAGAGCUUAAUCAGCUGUUCAUGUAGGACCUGGAAGAUCAGGGAUUUAAGAGUAAUGUAGGCAAAAGUCAAGGUCAUGGGAUUUCAGUGAAAAAAUAGACUCCAUGAGAAAUUUACCAUGAGGUCAUUUGUGUGAUACUUUGGCCCCAGAUCUUUCUUAUUCUACCCAUACCCUGAGAAAAUGAGUAAGGCAGACUUGAAGAAAAUAACAGACUGAUUUCAUAGACAAAAUAUUGAAUCUGUGAGAUGGUUAUUGCUAAUGACUCAGGACUGUGGUGAAAAAAAACAUGUGGGACAGAAAUAAUGUAGUCUGUGUUUUGUAAUUAAAAGCAGCACUAGGUAGUUUCAGGUGGCAGUCAAUGCUGAAACAGAAGCAUGGGUGUUCAAGGAGAUUAUCACCAUUAAAGAGAAGGCCCAAGUGUGUGCCCUUAUGGUAAUGCUGCUAAGCAUUUAAUAAGUGGAAGAAGUAGGCAGAGUUAUUCCUAGUCCCAGGAGAGAACUUCAUAUAAAAUCUGCUGCAACUGUGCAUCCAGUGCGGCGCGGGGUCUGUCUCAGUGUCGACGUCACGUUGACAGGAACACCCAUCUCUUGCUGGCUCUGGAAGCUCAAAGGUGAGGAAUUCUUCCUCUGUGGUUUGGGUUCAGCACACUCACUUCAUCCCUGUCUCACAGCAUAGGAGCUCCAGUGAAGAGAUUCUAAACAUUCCUUGGAUGAAGCUGUCAGGAUGAAUCCUUGGUUACCUUUUGAGACCACAGGCUGUUGAGAUACCCAGGCUUCAAGGCAUCUGCAUGGAGAGCAGCAUAUAGGAGAUGGAAAUGAGCAAACUGAGAUGUAUGAGAAGUCGCAGGGAUAGGGACAGCUGAUCAACUUGAAACUGAAGCCCCAAGUGUCUGAGACAGAGCUACAGGAUCUGGUGUUGCCCUGCUGGGUUUGUUGCCAUGGUUCAAUCUUCCUUCUCGGUAUCCACAUUCCUUUUUCAUUGUAAUGAGAAGGGGUAUUCUGUGCCUUUGAUUCUAUAAGGUGUGGUGAUUAAGAGAUUGCUUUGAGUGUCAGAAGGAACUUUGGACAUUUGAACAGUGUAGGAGUUGUUGCAGAGAAUGAGGAUCACUGAAGUUAGAAUAAAUUUAUGUUCAUCACAGGAUGACCACGAGCCAAUAGUGACCAGACUUCAACUGCAAUAAAUUGAAUCAAAAAGCUCUCAGAUAGUACGAUGUCUUUGAGCACUUGUCUCUCUCUUUUGUAAUUUGGGGGGGGGGGGCGUAACAAAGCUUUUGUAGUAGGAGCCAUUCUAGAUUCCUUAUUGGGGGUGAGAUUUGAGUGUCUAUGAAGUCAACCCAUUUCCUGUUUUUUAUGUCUACUCUGUGGUGAAUGAACCUUAUCAGCCACAUUCCUCUCAGGCUGGUAUGCCCUCACUAUUAUAGACUAUUACUUCAAAUCAGCUACGUUCUAUCAGAAGCACUUACUAUUCAACAAUAAGUUAUUUGCUAGCCAGAUGUUUUCAUAUUGUCAAUUUUGUUGUUUUUGUUUUUGAAGAUAAAGUUUCUCUGUGUAACCUUCCCUGUUCUCAAAGUAGAAAGAAGCCCAUGCAGACUUUGAACUUAGAGAUCCACCCGAAUCCUGGCUCUAGAGUUCUGGAGGCCAACACGCCUGACUGUUUUAUAUAUAUAUAUAUAUAUAUAUAUAUUAUUGGCUGGUAGGCCUGGAGUGUUGGUUCUUGUACAAGUCAAGCAUAUGCUAUUGCGACGACCUUCCUCCACAUCUUCAAUUUUUAAGUUUGACGGAGAGUGUGUUCUGUUUGUCAGGACAGCAUGCAUUCAUGAUGUUAACAGUCCCUGAGCCUUCUAAGUCAUAGGAUAGCAGAUGUGUGACAUUAUUCCUACCUUUCAUGUUUGUUUUGAAUUUUUUUAUUAGUUAUUUUAUUUACAUUUCAAAUGUUAUCCCCCUGCCCAUUUUCCCGUCCACAACCCCCCUAUCUCCUCCUCCCUCCCCUCCCUGCCUCUUUGAGGGUGCUUCCUCACCUGCACACCCACUCCGGCCUCAGCGACCUAGCGUUCCCCUAUCCUGGAUCAUCAAGCCUCCACAGGACCAAGGGGCUCCCCUCCCACUGAUGCCAGAUAAGGCAUUCUUCUGCUACAUAUUCAGCUGGAGCCAUGGGUACUCCCUCUUUGGUUGGUGGUUUAGUCCCUGGGUACAUUGUGAGGUGGGUCUGGUUGGUUGAUACUGCUCUAUGAGGUUGCAAACCCCUUUAGCUCCUAUAGCCCUUGCCCUAACUUACCCGUUGGGGUCCCUGCACUCAGUCCAAUGUUUGACUGUGUAUAUCUGCAUCUGUAUUGGUUCGGCUCUGUCAGAGCCUUUCAGGGGACAGUUAUACCAGGCUCCUGUCGGUAAGCACUUCUUGGCAUCAGCAGUAGUGACUGGGUUUGGUAUCAGCAGAUGGGAUGGAUUCCUAGGUGGGGCAGUCUCUGGAUGGCCUUUCCUUUAGUGUCUCUGCAUUUUCUUUGAACAGAAGGAAUUCUGGAUUCAUAUUUUUGAGGUGAGUGGGUGGCUCCAUCCCUCAACUGGGGACUGUCCCUAUCCACUGGAUGUGGUUUCUACAGGUUCUCGCUCCCCUUUGUUGGGUAUUUUGGCUAAUGUCCUCCCUGUUGGGUCCUGGGAACCUCUUGGGUCCCUGGCAUCUGGGACUUGCUAGUGGCUACCCCCAGUUCCUCCUCCCCCACUACAACACACCUACUUUCAAAUUCCUGAGCCUCUCUAUGUCUCCCCCAUCUCCUCCCAUAUCUGAAUUGGCCCCCUUUUCCCUCCCCCUCCUCACUCCUCCUCAGGUACCUUUCUCUACUUCCCGAGAUUAUUCUCUUCCCCCUACUGGGUAGGGCUGUAGCCUCCACAGUUUGGAAUGAUCUUUCUUCUUGAGUUUCUGUUGCGGUAAAAAUUAAAAAGGGGCACGUCCGGUUCCCAUGCAUCACCACUCCACACUGGACCCCUGGCCUUAGUUCGGGCACUGUAGGGCCAUACAGAACUGACAUCAAUUUAUCUCAGCUGCAGCUGGUUCCAGUAUGAUGCCACGCCACGUUAGCCUAGCUGUCUUCUAGCCCCAGCGGUCUCUCCAUUCCCAUUGCUAGUCACCCUGGCCAGCCCUGACCAGCCAGGAACUCUGGUCCCAGCUACCUGGUAACACCAAGACUCAACAAACUGUAACUCUCAAUCUACGAUACAUCCACAGAGUAAAUUCACUGCCAAUGAAUAAAGAUAGAAACUGCCCACCUAGACAGGAGAAAAUUGACCAAACAAGAAAGACCACCUGGAUCUGAAUCAUCUUCCUCCAUCAUCUCCAUCUUGAUUCCUCUCCUGCACCUGCUCCUCCUCCUCCCUCCUUCCUAGACUUUAACCUGCCUAUCCUUAUCCUGGACCUGCCUUGCUGCAUAAUGACGUCAUCCUGUAAGUUUCACAUGAUCUGUGAGUUGUAUCGUGGGUAUUCCGAGAUUCUUUUUGGCUAAUAUCCACUUAUCGGUGAGUAAAUACCAUGUGUGUUCUUUUGUGAUUGGGUUACCUCACUCAGAAUAUUUUCAAGUUUCAUCCAUUUGCCUGCAAAUUUCAUAAAAUCAUUGUUUUUAAUAACUAAGUAGUACUCCAGUGUGUAAAUAUACUACAUUUUCUAUGUCCAUUCCUCUGUUGAGGGACAUCUGGUGAAUAUUAGUAUCGUGCCUGUGUGUAUGAAUAUGCACGUGAUGUGUGCCUGUUCCUCAUAGUAGUCAGAACAUGACCUCAGAAUUCCUGAAGUUGGAAUAGUAGAUAGUUAUUAGUCACCUUGUAAAUACAGUUGAUUCCAAUUAUUUGCAAGACUAGCAAGAGCACUUAUUUUACUGGUAAGCCAUCCCUCCUCCCUAUGUUGCUUAUUUAUGAUUAACAUUUAUGUUUCUAAUGUUUUAUCCAUGUAUUCAUAACUGUAAGCAUGCAUUUCCUAUUAGUAAGCUCUUACUAAUAUUACAGUUUAAACUGGGGCACUUAAAGUUUCAGGAAGAUGAAUACAGAACUGUAUUCAAUUUUAUAUCUUUGCAGGAACUUCAGUAAAGACCUCUGAGUUCUUUCUAUUUUGUUUGUUUAAUUGAUUCUUGCAGGGGAAUCAAGGUCUUAAUAUAUACCUCUGCAUGCCCUGUCUCCCAUUACAUGGACUAGCCUGGCAUCCACCUCAGUGAGAUAAAUUUGUCUCUGGCUCCUGAUUGCUGGGAUUAAAGGCGUGAGCAAGUACACCCAUCUUACCUAUCCUUUCUGUUGUCAGUAAUCAUUCAAAUCGUGUCUCUGAUAUGUACUCCCUACUGUUGAUCUGUUUGCUCCUCUUUCUCUCUCUCUCUCUCCAUUAGUAGGUGUUUCUCUUGCAAGAGUAUAUCUUAUUCAAAGGGCAGAGAAAAUGACGGGUCACUAUCCUCUUCAGUUCUCUUCAAAAAUUGCUUGAUAUUUAGGAUGCAGUGACCUUUAACGAUGUGCAUGUGGACUUCACUUCCGAAGAGUGGACUUUGUUGGAUCCUUCCCAGAAAGGUCUUUACAAAGAUGUGAUGCUGGAGACCUACUGGAACCUCACUGCUAUAGGUUACAGUUUGGAAGACCAUAAUAUUGAAGAACAUUUUCAAAGUUCUAGAAGACACGGAAGACCUGAAAGAAGUCAUACUGAAGAGAAACCCUAUGAAGAUAUGAAGUGUGGUGAAGCCUUUGCACAUCGCAGUAGUCUUCGAGCACAUGAAAGGACACACACUGGAGAGAAACCCUAUGGAUGCAAUCAGUGUGAUAAAGCCUUUGCGUAUCACAGCAGUCUUCGAAUACAUGAAAGGACACACACUGGAGAGAAACUCUACAAAUGUAUUCAAUGUGGCAAAGCUUUUUCAGAUCAGAACACUCUACAAAGACAUAAAAGAACCCACUCGGAAGAGAAACCCUGUAAAUGUAAUCAAUGUGGUAAAGCCUUUGCACAUCACAGUAGUCUUCGAAAACAUGAAAGAACUCACACUGGAGAGAAACCCUAUGGAUGCAAUCAGUGUGAUAAAGCCUUUGCAUGUCACAGUAGUCUUCGAAGACAUGAAAGGACACACACUGGAGAGAAACCCUAUGAAUGUAAUCAGUGUGAUAAAGCCUUUGCAUAUCACAGUAGUCUUCAAAAACAUGAAAGGACACACACUGGAGAGAAACCCUAUGGAUGCAAUCAGUGUGAUAAAGCCUUUGCAUGUCACAGUAGUCUUCGAAAACAUGAAAGGACACACACUGGAGAGAAACCCUAUGAAUGUAAUCAAUGUGGUAAAGCCUUUGCAUGUCACAGUACUCUUCGAAAACAUGAAAGGAUACACACUGGAGAGAAACCCUAUGAAUGUAAUCAAUGUGGUAAAGCCUUUUCAAUGCAGAAUACUCUCCGAGUGCAUGAAAGAACACAUACUGGAGAGAAACCCUUUGAAUGUAACCAGUGCGGUAAAACCUUUAAACUACACAGUCAGCUUCGAAUACACAAAAGAGUACACACUGGAGAGAAACCCCAUGAAUGUGAUCAGUGUGGUAAAACCUUUGCAUGUCCCAGUAGUUUCCAAAAACACAAAAGAGUACAUUCUGGAGAGAAACCCUAUGGAUGCAAUCAGUGUGAUAAAGCCUUUGCAAUUCACAGUAGACUUCGAAAACAUGAAAGAACCCAUACUGGAGAGAAACCCUUCAAAUGUAAUCAAUGUGGUAAAACCUUUUCACAGUCCAAUAGUCUUCAAGUACAUAAAAGAACACAUACUGGAGAGAAACCCUAUGAAUGUAAUCAGUGUGGUAAGGCCUUUCCAUAUGACAGCAGUCUCCGGGUGCAUGAAAGAACCCAUACUGGCAUGAAGCCUUACGAAUGUAACCAGUGUGGCAAAGCCUUUGGCUACCACAGUCAUCUCCAAAGGCAUGAAAGGACACAUAGUGGAGAGAAACCUUAUUAACAUAAGCAAUGUGGUAAAGCCUUUGUAAGUCUCAGCAAACUUCUCCAUCGCCUGACCUCAUCAUCGCCUACCGCCUGACCUCUUUGCCUCCAGCUAUCACUGCCUAUACCCUCAUCUCCCCCUCCUCUGUGUUUCACAAAGGACACUCCCCCUACCUGAAAGCCUUAAAAGUUGUAACGUUCACUCCAAUAAACGAGACCUUGACAACGGAA